AUCAUUUCAGACAGUGCUUGGAGGCAGCAAAGACUUCCAGCUUAUAGACCUGUUAUAACCGCCUAUAAUACUUUUCCUUGGGUGGCAAUUGUUGGAUGUCUGUGUCUUGCUAUGGGAAUCGUACUGAAAUUCGCUAUGGAUGAGUCGUUGGAGCUUGUAAUUGAGUACACGAAUUGUACGACCAGCACGGGAUAUUCCACCGAUCAGCUCGAAGAUUUCUCUUAUCCAGACGGUUCCACGCAGUGCCACCUUACGUUCUCUAUCACUGAGAACUAUACAGGAGACGUCAAAUUCUACUAUGGUCUCCGAGAAUUCUAUCAGAAUAAUCGAAUGUAUGUCGAUUCGCGAAAUGAUCUCCAGUUAUUAGGUAAUCUUGGCAAGGUGUCUGGUUGCAGCCCGUUGGAUUACCUAGAUGGUUUCGACAAUAUCACAUAUGCCCCAUGUGGAUUCGUGGCCAAUUCCAUGUUUAACGGUGAGUUGAAGAAGUGUACAAAAUAG
Molecule: messenger RNA, 498 nt
Organism: Cooperia oncophora
Lineage: Eukaryota; Metazoa; Nematoda; Chromadorea; Rhabditida; Trichostrongylidae
Source: the annotation of a GenBank genome assembly